Molecule: messenger RNA, 2517 nt
Organism: Aspergillus lentulus
Lineage: Eukaryota; Fungi; Ascomycota; Eurotiomycetes; Eurotiales; Aspergillaceae
Product: UNC45-central domain-containing protein
Cellular component (GO): cytoplasm
Molecular function (GO): Hsp90 protein binding
Source: RefSeq, a predicted model, not a curated record
AUGGUUCACUCGACAGGCGAAGAGCGCGCUGUACAUCUGACACGGGAGGCUGUUGAGCUGGCAGACGCUGGCCACCGUGAGGCUGCCUCGCGAAAUCUCCGGGAAGCUCUUUCCUUAGCACCAGAAAAUCCAACCGUCAAAGCUGCCAUUAUCAAGAUUCAACAAGAGGAAAAUAAUGGUCACUACCUGCUAGACCUGUGCCGCCGAUAUACCUCUGGAAAGGACGAGAGCGCGGGAAAGGAUGCAGCUCUCUAUCUCCGCACCGAUGGUCUCAAACCUUCAGAGGAGGUGGCGUUGGAAUGCGUCAAAUUCAUACUAGCACGGGAACCUUCUAGCCUAUCUUCUCUCCAAGAUGAUAUUAUCUCGGGAUUGGUGCGCCAGAACGCCAGCGUACGGCAAUACUUCUCGGACCGGCUUCAGGUAUCUGUCACGACUUUCUUUGACGAGAUCUAUGAUCGGGGCGAUGGAGCGGCAGUCUGUCUGGAUACUGUGGUCCUGGAUCAUGCCGUGUGGCCAUCAGAGGAUACGCGCCUGCACUGUGAAAGCGAACUCUUCCAGCUCUUCAUCGCUAAGCUCAUGGAAUCGGGACAUGACUUGGAUGGUCGGUCGCUGAAAGGUAUUGCACGCCUACUCGCGGUCGAUGCGGUCAAGCUGCAACAUCUGGUCGAUGAUGAAGGACUUGACGUGAUCCUUGCCUCCCUUGACAUUAGACUUCCUCUCGAGGUGAGGAGCCAGGCAACUCUCGCGACAGUCAAAUACCUCGAAACUUCGAAGGAAGCAGGGCAGGACCGUUUCUCGCGACUUCUUUCCACGAAAGUGACGAAUGCACGCAAUGACGAUCACAUAGUCGCAUUUUCCGCCCUCGCUGCCGUUUUCCCUGUUGUGCCAGAUAUUGCUGCUUCCCUGUUCCUGUCGGAAAAUUUCAUUAGUUCUCUCACGCCAUUUACCUCGAGGAACAUGAAGAGCCGGAACGUGGAAACGGCCAUUCUGGAGCUGUUGAAUGCAGCCUGCAUACACCAGGCCUGUCGAGAUGCUGUUUCUAAGCACCUCUCCGAUUGGCUCUCUCACCUUUUGACGAAUGGCAACGAUCAGAGCUCAGAGUUGGCAGCGGUGAUAUUGGCGAAGGUUCGGGCUUCUGAAAAAGAAAAUCGUACCACGUCCAAUGGUAAAGAUCAUGAGGAGGACGGCCAGACAGCGGAGCUGGUCAAACGCUUCAAGGAACAGAUCUCGAAGCAUAAGGACGAGAGUGUUUCGAACGCAAUCGAAGGUUUGGCCUAUUCUUCCGUCAAGCCAGUUGUAAAGGAGCAGCUUGCGAAGGAUUCUGCUUUCUUGAAAGAUUUGAUCAAGGUGCUGAAAGGCAGUAUCAUCGACGCAUCGGUGCUUUAUGGUGGCCUGAUGAUCAUUUUGAAUCUCACACAGUUUCUACCCUCGAUGACCGAAGAACAGAAGAAGAUGUCUCAACUCAGAGCGUACGCAGACGCUUCGGGCGCGACAGCACGAGCUGGGCCGCAUCCGCUAGACGACGACGAGCACGUCAUCGCUCGUUGCAGCGCCGUAGUUCAGGCCGGGGUCAUGCCUCUUUUCAUCGAAUGCAGCAAGAGCAGUCUGCCUUCCGCGCAGGGGCUCGUGAGCAAAAUCCUGCUCUCUUUGUCCCGAGACCGCAAAUCUAGAGGAACUCUUGCGCAACAAGGCGCGGUUAAGCUACUUCUCAGCCUGGGGUCUGCUAGACAAGGCACGUCGGGCUCAAUUUCUGACGAGGCAAUGCAGAGCGCCUCGCAUGCACUCGCCCGUAUACUUAUCUCUGUCAACCCGUCCCUCGUUUUCCCAUCCUCCGGAAUCCCUCAGGUCACCUCAGCCGUUCGGCCUUUGACCAGUCUGUUGACGACGCCUGAAGUAGGCAACUUGAGUGCAGAACAGCCGCGCGAUUUGCUACCUGUGUUUGAGGGCCUUCUCGCUUUAACGAAUCUUGCAUCGUACCCGGAUCCGUCCGCAGCGGAGGCCAUAGUUCGCCAUGCAUGGACAGUUGUCGAAGACCUCCUACUCUCCAGUAGCCCUAUGAUUCAACGAGCAUCAUGUGAACUGGUUUGCAAUCUGAUGACGUGCGAGUCUGGUGUAGCGAAAUUUGCUGAUGGCUCCAAGCGGGCUGCUCAGCGGCUCCACAUCCUGCUGGCGCUCACUGACACCGAUGACAUGGAGACACGCAGAGCUGCCGGUGGCGCGCUGGCUAUGCUUACCGAGCUCGAUGCUGCUAUUGCGGGCAUCCUCGAUCGGCCGCGUGGCGUUGAGCUACUUCUGGGUCUCUGUAAAGAAGACGACGAAGGGCUUGUGCAUCGGGGUGUGGCGUGUAUUCGGAAUCUGACCUGCGUGGCAACUGGUGACAUAUCUAAGCGCGCGAAAGAAAUGGUGGAGAAGUGUGGAGGGGUCGAUAUACUGACCAGUGUGCUGAAGAAGGCGUCGAACCCGGCGAUACUCCAGACUGGAGUAGAAGCUUUGAAGCCACUAGUCAAGAGCCAAUAA